AUGCAGCAGGAGCAGGAAACGACUGCUCUGCCUUCCGGGCCUGAGGACGAUGAGGCUGCCAAGCCCAUCCCGGAGGCCUCCGUCCCCGGUCCCGGCAGCCUCAAACUGGAGUGCGUCAUCUGUUACUGCGGCUAUGACCUCUCUGCCCGCCUCCCUCGCCGCCUCUACUGUGGCCAUGCGUUCUGCCAGGCCUGCAUCCGGCGCCUCAAUGUAACGGCCAACGAGCAGUGGUGGAUCCGUUGCCCCCAGUGCCGCCAGAACACCCCUACCCCACGCGGAGGGGUGGCAAUGCUUGACUUGGACCUCGCGGCCUUCCUCGCCGUCAAGUCUGAGAAGGCGCUUCCCCGGCAGGGAGGCCGGCUGCAGCUGGAGCAGUUCUCCAAGGAGAAGCCAGCCGUCACGGAGCAGCCGAGCGGCUCGUGCCAGGAUGUCAUACCUGAACCCCAACCCUCCUGCUGCUGCCCCUGCGACCCCUCUCUCUGCUGUGCAACCACCGCAGCUUUUCAGAGCUGA
This is a messenger RNA of Thamnophis sirtalis, 513 nucleotides long. RefSeq names its product ring finger protein 224 (gene RNF224). The record is from RefSeq and is a predicted model, not a curated record. Lineage: Eukaryota; Metazoa; Chordata; Lepidosauria; Squamata; Natricidae.